CGGACCCCCCGUGUGCACCGGGUGACGGGAGUUAGACGGUUCCCCUUCCUGCAUGCACGGAGGAGGCGGGAAGCACAGAUCGUCCGUGUGCCGGGGCCGCUGAGAUGCCGGGGAAGGGAGGACCUGGAGCAGUUACCGACAGGAAAACGAGCAGCCCGGCAGUCAUGAAGUCCUCAUCCAGAGCUGCUUCGAAGAAAAUGGUGCAAGCUCGACUUCCCUUCAAGCGCUUGAAUCCUGCUCUCAAAGAAAAGGAUGAAUUAUUAGAAGGAAAGAAAGUAAAGAAAACACAAAAGGAUUCUCCUCCAACCAGCCUUCAUCUGUCUGACACCUCUACGGAAGACUUGGAGAAUAACUGUGAUGCAGAGACAGAGGCAGUGCAUCAGUUCCCAAAAGCUAUUAAUGGCAAGGGGCCUCUGGACAACUACCUUAAAAAAACUUUAAAAGUAAGCCUGGGGCAAUCUCCCAUAACAAUUGACCUAACAGAGGACUCAAACAGUGGUGUUAAUGAGCAGAGCUGUAUAGUUGAGGAGUCCAGAACACUGCUAGCAAAUGGAUCUACUCCACAAAACAACCCAUCCAGCCCAACUCCAUCCACACAGACUGAGAAAUGCAAUGUUUCUGUGAAUGCUCUGGAGCAAGGGGAAAGUAAUGAACUACCAGGCACUCUUACUGUUUUAUCACCACCUGUAGAUCUACAGGAAUCACCUGAUUCCCAAUAUAUUAAAAUGGAAUCUCCUGAUAAAGAUGCAACAAAUCUGUCCUCAAAAAGUUCAUCAAAAGAGGUUAGUGACUCAUCUGAAGAGGAUGACUCGCCAAUUCCUUCUUCCAACUGUUCGCCUGUUUCUGCCAGCUCUUCAGAAACACAAGCUAGUCCCCAGGAAAAGAAUCUCAGCCCAAGAGAACUCAAGUCUCCUUCUCAUGAAGUCAUCCUGCAGAAAGGAACCACAGAAAAGAAGAUUAAAGACAAAGAGAAACCCGAGAGGAAACGGAAACUGCAGGCAGAGCGUAAAGAGCGAGAACGGGCAAGAGAGGAAGCAAAGGCUGCCAAGGAACGAGUCAAAGAGGAGGCAAAAAAGAAGAGAGAUGAAGAGCGAGAGCAAAGGGAAAAAGAGAAGCAAGAAAAGAAGGAGAAGGAGGACAAGGAAAAGGCAGAGAAACUGCGAAUAAAGGAGGAAAAGAAAAAGGAAAAACUUGAAGCUCUUGAGGCUAAGCAAGAAGAGAAACGGAAAAAAGAGGAAGAAAAACGAGUGAAAGAGGAGGAAAAGCGAAUGAAGGCAGAGAAGGCAGAAAUUAGACGUUUUUUUCACAAACCCAAAAUUCAGCACACUCCUAAGACUUUUGCCAGUUCUUGUGGAAAGUUUGCCCCUUUUGAAAUUAAGAAGAACAUGGCUGUGGCCCCACUGUGCCGAGUUGCGUUUGAGUUAGAAGCCUCUGAGCAGCUGGACAAGUUUCUUCAGGAUCAAAACUCCAAGUUGUCCUUCUUGUCAGAAAUAAAGACCCGGAAGCCAAGAAGAAUGGGGCGGACUUUGGUGCCACAGGUGUCAGUCCUGAGCAGUGAUAUGAUGGAAAGUGAAGUGGAUGAGGUACAGGUCUUAGAAGAUCCAAAAGUGGUACUUGAUGGGAAGUUUAUGCAUGAAUCGCUUGUAAAUCAGAAUCCUGUUCCUGAGAGACGGAAAUUUGGAAGAAUGAAGCUGCUACAGUUCUGUGACAAUUACAGACCUGCUUACUGGGGCACAUGGAACCGUAUGAGUUCUGACAUAUCUGCACGCAAGCCGCUGGCUCAGGACAAGAAGUUGCUGGAUUAUGAAGUGGACAGUGAUGAAGAGUGGGAAGAGGAAGAACCCGGAGAGUCCUUGUCUCACAGUGAGGGGGAUGAUGACGAUGAGCCGAAGGAGGACGAGGAAGAUGAUGAUGGAUUCUUCGUUCCUCAUGGUUACUUAUCAGAGGAUGAAAGGGGUGCUUCUGAUGAGGACCACAGAGAUCCAGAGAACCAAAAGGUGCAACAGCGACUGAAGGCAAAAGAGUGGGACGAGCUGCAGACUAAAGGAAAACGGAUACGUGUACUGCAGCCUGUAGUUAUUGGGUGCAUAUGGCAGGGCAGUAGUGCAGCAGAGAUUAGACGUCUUCUGAGAUUUUCUGUCUGUGUCCUAGAGUCUCCUCCAGCAGAGGAGGACCUGGCGAAGGAAAACAGUUGCAGACGAAAUUCAAAGGAUCGACAAAUCCUAUCCCAACUACUUCCUUUGCUUCAUGGAAAUGUCAAUGGCAGUAAAACAAUCAUCCAUGAGUUCCAGGAGUACUGUCGCCAGGGUCUAUUUUCAGAAGGAGAAACCAGCAGUACAUCAGUUGGAGUGACCUCAAAUUUGAACAGUCCAAACACGGCCCAGCAAACUCCAAACAUUACAGUGCCCUCUAAAGCUUGUUUGAAGCGUUUAAUAUCAGAGAACUCUGUUUAUGAGAAAAGGCCAGACCACCGAAUGUGUUGGUAUGUGCAUUCUGAGGUUCUGAAGACCUUUGAGCAAGAGAAUCUUCCUGUGCCCUGUCAGUGGACUUAUAUCACACAAAACUAUUCAUCACAAGAAGAUUGUGGGGUUUCUGCAGGAUCAGUGCAUUCCACACCUGUAUCCAGCAAGCGAAAGUCUGCAGGCAGCAUGCCAAUAACAAAAUUCAUGAAAAAAGCAAAGGAGACGGUAGAUGUUAUGGAAACUGAUGGUUUCCAAGCUGACACAGAGGAAGAGGAUGAUGAAGACUGUAUGAUUGUGGAUGAGCAGGAGAGUAAAGAUGUAGCGACUUCCACUUUACUCAAUUCGGAGAUUACCCGGGAUGAUGGAGCUGUCCCUGCAUCUUGCCAAGCUUGAAACUUUAAUACUAAUCAGUAUAUAUGUAGAAUGUUUGGAUAUUUUAAAAUAUUUUUUAAAAAAAAACCUUGUUUGAGUGUAUGGUAUACGUGAAACCACGGUGUAUAAAGGACAGCACUUUCAUGCUCCAAAUCCCAAAAAAAUUUAAUUUCUUCCAGGCUGUAAGACUAAUUUGUCUCUAAUAAAGCAUUAUUCAAAUUUA
Messenger RNA from Pelobates fuscus (common spadefoot toad), 3057 nucleotides. It is a transcript of the gene CHAF1A, whose product is annotated as chromatin assembly factor 1 subunit A. Gene Ontology annotation, biological process: nucleosome assembly. The record is from RefSeq and is a predicted model, not a curated record. Bases 105 to 2855 code for a protein of 916 amino acids. The transcript has 16 exons. Lineage: Eukaryota; Metazoa; Chordata; Amphibia; Anura; Pelobatidae. Gene Ontology annotation, cellular component: nucleus; CAF-1 complex.